This is a messenger RNA of Xenopus laevis (African clawed frog), 1957 nucleotides long. It is a transcript of the gene tnfrsf9.S, whose product is annotated as tumor necrosis factor receptor superfamily member 9. The coding region runs from base 471 to 1328 and encodes 285 amino acids. The transcript has 9 exons. The record is from RefSeq and is a predicted model, not a curated record. NCBI's taxonomy places the organism in Eukaryota, Metazoa, Chordata, Amphibia, Anura, Pipidae.
CUCAGUCACUCCUCCAACGUGGGAAAGUCCGCAUUGUGGUAUCACAGUGUGUCAUACAGUAUCAGGCGGCGUGUGAGUGAGUGUUUGGUGUGAGUGAAGCUGGGGAAUAACAGGCACUGCAGAGAUGUCAGAAGAAUGAGAAUGCUAAGCACCCCUGUAUUGUGAGCUUCAUUCAGAGAGACAGGGAUACACUACUGAGCUCAGCUGUUUAUAGUAAAGGGCAGCACAUGGACCUUGAUGUACAUACUGUAUCUGGACCCAAAGCAUAGACAACAGCCUCCCUACCCCAGGACUGGAUCUUUGUCUGAAGCACCAUUAUACCUCUAAUAAUCUGUAUACAACUACAGAAGCACAACUUCUUGCACAGAAUAUUUCCACAACCUGCUCUGAACUGUACAACCCAGAAUUCUCUCACCGGUAGAACCAGUUCCGCUGCACAUUCCAGACUGCCGGCAUAUACUUAAUACAAGAUGGAAACUGCAUUUUGGAGCCUGAUGCCUGGGCUGUUGGUGCUAAUGAGCGCCGGUGCUGCUGAACUCUCAAACGGUUGCCAUACAAAGUCGGGGAACUGCUGCAUUUUAUGUAAUCCUGGAUUCCUGCUUAAUAUGAUGAGUGAGUGCGGCCAGUGUAAUCGUUGUCCCGGAGGAAGCUUCAUGGAAGCACCUAACAGCAAGUCCAGCUGUCAGAGAUGUAAAAUAUGUGAAAAUACCUUUGAGUACAAUAGGAAGUGCACCCCCACCUCGAAUGCUGUUUGUAAAUGUACUAAAGGCAGAAUAUGCGUCGGGGAGAACUGCGAGAAAUGCGCCAUCUAUGAAUGCCCAGAAGGACAAGAAAUAACAGGGCAAAAAUGCACUGACUGCCCUCAUGGAACAUUUAAGUCUGGAGGAGAAGGCAAAUGCAGGCCAUGGACAAUCUGUCGCAAACCAGCCAAGGUUGUGCUUAAUGGCACCCGCACAUCAGAUGUGAUUUGUGGAGACACAAUGUCCCGUACUACACAAAGGAUGAGCACAGCAUCUUCUAGAGUCACUCAGAGACCACGGGUCGUGCAAGAAGACAAGAAAGUGAAUAGGCAGUCUGUCACGAACGCAGAGCCAGGGCCCUCUGUGAAUGCAGUCCUGAUACAUGUUCUAAUUGUUGGAGGAGCACUCAUCUCAAUAGCCAUCCUGCUUUGUUCUUUACCAUAUUUAAAAAAAUGGAUGAAGAAAAUCAAAAAGGAAUUUAAGAAAUUUCCUAAUCAGCCAGUAAAAAACCCUGAGCAAGAAGACCCUUUUCCUUACCCUGUGAAGGAGCAGGGAGAAGAAGAAGAACCAAUAAACAGGGAACCGUGAUACCUUCCUACGCUUUCCGUUAACACCCCAAGGAAUGAUUUCAAUUCAUAAUAUCACUUUAAAUAAGUGACAAACUCUGCUGAAAGGCCGGUUACUGGCACCAAGAAGAACUCUGACGGGAAGACAGACAACGAGCAUACUUUGGGCCAAUUCUGUGGUUAAGGUUUAUUUCAUGUUUUUUAAGUUUAAGGAAUUUAAAAAAUAUACUAAAUAGUUUUGUUAAAUAUUUCAUCUACUUUCAAUGACUUGUUAAGACUUGCCAAUAGCGAACAACAUAUUCUGUUGACCGAAUCCACCACUAAGACUAAUGAACUAAGGACUCGGGCUUUAUCGUGUAAUAGAACAUUUAGUGAAUCAGCAGCAAGAAGAAGAAGAUGGAUCCCAGUGUCAGUCUAGAGAUGUACUCCAUGAACUGCAGGGAGUCCCAGAAUGUAAAUGUACUGAGAUUCUGUCAUCUUUUGUACUGGAUAAACACAGACUGUUUCAUAUAAUGUGGACAUUUUAUGUAUAGAAUAUACUGCUGCACUGCUGAAAGUACACAAAUACUAAAAUAUAUUUUUAACAGGAUUUCUGUUUUUUUUUAAGCAGAAUAAAAAUCAGAUUGCCUAUAUGUGUUUUCUUUAGGAUGG